AUGAACAACAGCGUCAGGUGUAACCAAACCUGGCUGAGAAGCAAGCUGGUCACAGGUGGCUUCGGAUUCAUGGGUGAUGUCUCAAGCGUUUGUUUGAACGUUGUACUAGCCAAAUUCUGCUUGCUAGCAGAUCUGGUUGUGUGCUGGGAAUCAGGUCGGCGACCAGGUGGGCAGUUGGUGAGACAGCGAAGCAGUCUGUUGUGGAAUGGAAACCGAAAGGUCGGAACAAGAGCAACGUACAACUUUGUUAACACUCUGGAUUUUCUCCAGCUGAAGCACAAUGGAAAGCUUUUUGAAGCGGUUUUUGCAAGUUUCGUCAGUGAAGACAAAUGCAGCACACAGUUUGAUGCUUCCACUGGCCUGCGAUUGAUGGCGCCUGCAGGCAGUGCUUCUUCCAGCCCCGUCUGCACUUUAUUCUAA
Molecule: messenger RNA, 420 nt
Organism: Gongylonema pulchrum
Lineage: Eukaryota; Metazoa; Nematoda; Chromadorea; Rhabditida; Gongylonematidae
Source: the annotation of a GenBank genome assembly